AUGUCUGCUCCAGUUAUCCCAAAGACCCAAAAGGGUGUUAUUUUCUACGAAAACGGUGGUAAAUUAGAAUACAAAGAUAUUCCAGUUCCAACCCCAAAGGCUAACGAAUUAUUAAUCAAUGUCAAAUACUCUGGUGUUUGUCACACUGAUUUACACGCCUGGAAGGGUGACUGGCCAUUAGAUGUCAAAUUACCAUUAGUUGGUGGUCACGAAGGUGCUGGUGUCGUUGUCGCUAUGGGUGAAAACGUCAGAGGCUGGAAGAUCGGUGACUACGCUGGUAUCAAGUGGUUAAACGGUUCCUGUAUGUCUUGUGAAUACUGUGAAUUAUCCAACGAAUCUAACUGUCCAGAAGCUGAUUUAUCUGGUUACACUCACGAUGGUUCUUUCCAACAAUACGCUACUGCUGAUGCCGUCCAAGCUGCUAAGAUCCCACAAGGUACUGACUUAGCUCAAGUCGCUCCAAUCUUAUGUGCUGGUAUCACUGUCUACAAGGCCUUAAAGUCUGCUAACUUAAGUGCCGGUGAAUGGGUUGCCAUCUCUGGUGCUUGUGGUGGUUUAGGUUCUUUAGCUAUCCAAUACGCCAAGGCCAUGGGUUACAGAAUCUUAGGUAUUGACGGUGGUGAUGAAAAGGCCGCUUUAUUCAAGGAAUUAGGUGGUGAAGUUUUCAUUGAUUUCACCAAGACCAAGGACAUUGAAGCCGCUGUCAUUGAAGCUACCAACGGUGGUGCUCACGGUGUCAUCAACGUCUCCGUCUCUGAAGCUGCUAUCGAAUCUUCUACCAGAUACGUUAGAUCUAACGGUACCUGUGUCUUAGUCGGUUUACCAGGUGGUGCUUACUGUAAGUCUGAAGUCUUCUCCCACGUCGUUAAGUCCAUCAGUAUUGUUGGUUCUUACGUCGGUAACAGAGCUGACACCAGAGAAGCUAUUGACUUCUUCACCAGAGGUUUAGUCAAGGCUCCAAUCCACAUUGCCCCAUUAUCCGCCGUCCCAGAAAUUUUCGAAAAGAUGGAAAAGGGUCAAAUUGUCGGUAGAUACGUUGUUGACUGUAACCAAUAA
This is a messenger RNA of Kazachstania africana CBS 2517, 1056 nucleotides long. It is a transcript of the gene ADH5, whose product is annotated as alcohol dehydrogenase ADH5. The transcript has a single exon. The record is from RefSeq and is a predicted model, not a curated record. The coding region runs from base 1 to 1056 and encodes 351 amino acids. Lineage: Eukaryota; Fungi; Ascomycota; Saccharomycetes; Saccharomycetales; Saccharomycetaceae. Gene Ontology annotation, molecular function: oxidoreductase activity; zinc ion binding.